Linum tenue is the source of this 1822-nucleotide messenger RNA. The record is from the annotation of a GenBank genome assembly. NCBI's taxonomy places the organism in Eukaryota, Viridiplantae, Streptophyta, Magnoliopsida, Malpighiales, Linaceae.
CGCUACUUUUCAGAAAAUACCUUCUGGAAAGUGAAACCGUGCUCCCUCCUCCGUCCUCCGAGCCUCCGUUCAGUAAACAUCAUCGGAGGUUUCAGAAAUUAGGACCGACAUUGCAGCAAAAGGAGGCUUUCAUCGCCUCGUAAAUCUUCUUUACUUUUGUCUUGCUGUGGCUGUUACCACCCUGCAUUUAGUUGCCGUCUUCUUCCUCGAGAAAUCAGUCUGUCCUUUCUGAUCCCUGACCGUAAGUAGUUCUCCUCUAUUUCUCCAUCUGCUCCUUUCCCUGGUUCUUACAUCUCGUUACAAAAUCUCGAGUAGAACUGUGAAAUAGUCAGACUAAUCAACGGCGAAUUGGGAGUCUACACAACUCUUUCAUAGCGAGACCACGAAUGGUUAGCCCAAUCUAAGGAUUUGCAUGCAGGGUUGAUUAUAUUCACAGUUCAAGGAUCCUCUCACUUAGUAGAAGCUCAAACAAAGCCAAGAGGGAGCGAGACCGAGGAAUUCUAGAAAUAAAUGUCUCAAGGAAAUCAUGGGGUUGAGAUUCCCAGAGUGAAACUGGGUACCCAAGGUCUAGAGGUGUCGAAGUUGGGGUUUGGAUGCAUGGGGCUAACAGGGAUGUACAAUGCUCCAGUGCCAGAAGAUCUGGGUAUUUCAAUCAUCAAGGAAGCAUUUAACAAUGGGAUAACUUUCUUUGACACCUCUGAUGCUUAUGGCCCUUACACCAAUGAAACUCUGCUUGGCAAGGUACUGAAGCAAUUGCCAAGAGAGAAAGUCCAGGUGGCUACAAAGUUUGGGAUCACCUUUGAUAACUUCAAUCCCAAAGAAGUUAAGAUUAGAGGCGAUCCUGCUUAUGUUCGUGCCUGUUGCGAGGCUAGCUUGAAGCGUCUCGAUUUGGAUUACAUCGAUCUUUACUAUCAGCACCGGGUUGACACUUCGGUUCCCAUAGAGGAAACGAUUGGAGAGCUUAAGAAGCUAGUUGAAGAAGGCAAAAUCAAGCACAUUGGACUAUCUGAAGCCAGUUCCGACACAAUCAAGCGAGCUCAUGCUGUUCAUCCCAUCACUGCAGUGCAAAUGGAAUGGUCAAUUUGGACUCGUGAUAUUGAGCCAGAAAUUGUCCCUCUUUGUAGGAAACUUGGGAUUGCGAUAGUUGCAUACAGUCCAAUUGGGCGUGGCUUCUUUGGAGGGAAAGGAAUCACUGAGAGCUUGCCCUCAGAGACUGUCUUGAGGAUGCAUCCAAGGUUCAUUGAAGAAAGUAAAGAGAAGAACAGAGUGCUCUACACCCGAGUCGAGAAGCUAGCAAAUAAACAUGGCUGCACUCCUGCUCAGCUUGCUCUUGCAUGGGUCUUGCAUCAAGGAGAUGACGUGGUGCCCAUCCCUGGGACAACCAAGCUGAAGAAUCUGGAGAGCAACAUGGAAUCGCUGAGAGUGAAGCUGACAAAGGAAGGUGUGGAGGAGAUUAGUGCGGCGGUCCCUGUGGAUGAUGUUGCUGGAGUCAGAUCUGCUAGUUAUCAGCUCACAUGGAAGUUUGCUGAUACACCAUUGCCAAGCAAGAACUAAUUAAUUAGCUGACUUAUCCGCUCAUAUAUGUUCUCUGCAGAUAUUGAUAUGUAAUUCGCAUUAUUAUAAACAUAAAAGCUCAAUACAAAAUGUUGUAAGCAGUUUGUGUCUGAUGUUGGUCCAUGGAAUAGUGGUUUAAUAAUAAGAAUAAACUAGUUUUGUGUCCAGCCUGUAUGGGAAGAGUGAUUGAAGGUUUGUAGUUGCAGAGAGGGUAGCUAUGUUGUUCUUUUAAAACUUAAUGAUAAACUGGUGAGUUCUUGGAAACAAG